This is a messenger RNA of Arvicola amphibius (Eurasian water vole), 417 nucleotides long. Its product is annotated as 28S ribosomal protein S21, mitochondrial. Gene Ontology annotation, molecular function: structural constituent of ribosome. The record is from RefSeq and is a predicted model, not a curated record. The coding region runs from base 60 to 323 and encodes 87 amino acids. Gene Ontology annotation, biological process: translation. The transcript has a single exon. Gene Ontology annotation, cellular component: ribosome. Lineage: Eukaryota; Metazoa; Chordata; Mammalia; Rodentia; Cricetidae.
UCCGAGUGCUACGGCCGCAGCCUGUAGGCCCUGAAGAAUGAAGAUUUGAAAGCAAGGCCAUGGCUAAACACCUGAAGUUCAUUGCCAGGACUGUGAUGGUUCAGGAGGGGAACGUGGAAGGUGCAUACAGAACCCUGAACAGAAUCCUCACUACCGAUGGGCUGACUGAAGUCAUAAAGCGGCGGCGUUUCUAUGAGAAGCCCUGCCGCCGCCGCCAGCGGGAGAGCUAUGAAACAUGCCGGAGGAUCUACAACAUGGAAAUGGCUCGAAAGAUUAACUUCUUGAUGAGGAAGAACCGGGCAGAUCCGUGGCUGGGCUGCUAAGGCCUCGUUAGUUCUGUGUCUGGCUGUUCUUCCACAACCCAAUCUCUGUUACCUUGCUCUACAAUAAACUCGAUCACGCGUGAACAAAAAAAAA